Molecule: messenger RNA, 1871 nt
Organism: Medioppia subpectinata
Lineage: Eukaryota; Metazoa; Arthropoda; Arachnida; Sarcoptiformes; Oppiidae
Source: the annotation of a GenBank genome assembly
AUGGGGAGGAAUAAGAGGACGAUUCGGAGGACUAAUAAACAGCUAUUAGUUGAACAGCCGCUGAAGAGAGCGCUAUCACAGACUGGUCUGAAAGGCAACGCCAGCACUGGAUUUGGCUCCAAGUCCUUCAAACCCGUGACAAACACCGCUCUUUCAACCGAUUGUUUGGAACUGCAGACGAAUGUCGGAUCAGCUCAAGACAAUGUCACAAAUGAUGAACGAUUGGACAGCGAUUGUAUCGACCAUUCGCUGACUCGCGAACCAAUCAAUUUGGGCGUUAAAAAUGUUCAGCAAAUUCUCAAUUGUAUUAAAGACUCUUCACUUGAAGUGAAAGACUUGAUCCUAAAUGAGUGUAAUAUCAUCUAUGAUUCCACAGAGAAUAUCAAUCCAAAUAAUAAGUCAAAUAAGGAGUCAAUUGUAUCACAAAAAUUGCAAUUUAUUGACAAAUGCGUUGAGAAAGUGGACGAAGAGAAACAAAGACAGGAAGAGUGCAAACAAUUGGAUCUUCAAUUGACGACAAUUAAGACAAAUCCUAACGCAAUGUUUCAAAAGAUUCAAAGCAAUGAACUGAACGGCGAUUGCAAUCAAACAAUUAUCGACAAAAAGAAAAUCCUUUGCGAUCUUCUUAAGGAAGCAAAGAAUUCCCGACAAUUGGAGUCAAGUGUGAGUCAAACCAUUAAAAGACAGAGAAUCGAUGAAAUCCUUCCACUAAACGAUGAUAUGUCGGAUGAAAAUCGUAACAAAAGUCCAACGAAUGAGACUCUUAUGUGUGAUAUUUGUGACUCGACUUUCACGUCAACCAAGACAUUGAGAGUUCACAUGAAGACAAUCCAUUCGUCUAAUCGACUCGUAUAUCCGUGUCCUCUCUGUUCGCUGGCAUUCAAGCAGUUGUCAAACGCGACCAGACAUUUGAUUCAGAUUCAUAAACGAACCAAAACUCAGGCCAACAGUUUGAAAGAAGUCAUGAAAGUUAGGGCUUAUUCCACGAAUAGCAGUGAAAACAGCUCUGAAGUCGAAGAUAUGAGCGAUGAAGAGAUGGAGGAAGAGGUUGCAGUAAAUAGCAGUAACAAUGUGUCGGAUAAGUGCAAUACCCGAUCGGUUGGCAAUGAGAACUCGAAGCCGUCGGCGCCGAGAGUGAGCACUGCCUGUCAGUACAAAUGUGGUAAUGUGUUUGAUUGGGCGCCGGCCAAGACAUCGCACGAAAAGAGUUGUCGUAAACGAUUGCAAAUACAGAAUCUCACAAACGGUGUCUCAAAAGCCCAUAAAAUCAGUUCCCAAACGCAGUCAGAAUGCGAUUCAAGCCAAGAGUUAUCAAUAGUUCCUAACAUUUCAAACCAUACCUCCAACGCCUCAUCCAAUGUCUCUAUGAAUUCAUAUACAAAUCUAAUUCUGCCGAACAGUAUUGAGGAGCAAAUCAAAGAGUUUACAGAUCUUAAGUCACUUCAAUGCACACACUGUCCGACGCAGGACUUUAUGAAUUUGAAUCAAUUACUGCAACACGCGGUCACACAUAUUGGGUUCAGUAUAUACAAGUGUCACGGAUGUGCUUACCUUUCCAUCUAUGAAAAUGACAUGAAAUAUCAUUUAAUGAAUAAUCACAAUAUCAAAGAGCAAAUGAUUGGCAAACACUACCAAACAUUGCCUGAUUUCAAGCAACAAAGGCUUGUCAUACAUCCCAUUAAGUCGACCAAUAGUGACGAUAUCCUACAUCCGGAUACUUCAGAUUCACCCGAAAGGCCUGAACGCAAUACUAAGCUUAAGAUCCAUUUAAGACCGAGUGCUUCAAAAUUAGGGCACACCUCCAAAAAGUGCUACGAAAUUGUCGACAAAUAAAUGAUUUUAUAAUUCAAAUUUUAAAAACUUGUUGACAU